Molecule: messenger RNA, 4805 nt
Organism: Manis javanica (Malayan pangolin)
Lineage: Eukaryota; Metazoa; Chordata; Mammalia; Pholidota; Manidae
Gene: C14H5orf24
Product: chromosome 14 C5orf24 homolog
Source: RefSeq, a predicted model, not a curated record
UGUCGGCGGGAGAUUGGGUCUCGCGAUGUGCGUGCGCGGCCCUCGCGAGCUCGCGCACGCCGCCCCUCGCAGUACCGGCCUGUGGCGGCCUCCUCUUCUGGCGUCCAGGGCAGGACCCUGAGCGGGAUCCGCGGCCGGGGCUGGGAGCCAGCGUCCGCUUCCUCGCCGACGCCCUCGCUGCCUGCCCCUUGGUCUAGGGCUCCUCUCUGCGCAGUGCAGAGGCGGCGGGCUGGGAAGGAAUCGGCGCCCGCGUGAGGUUCCCAGCCGAUGGGCAACCCCUGGGCGCGCUGAGGGGCCGGGCUACUAGCGGCUGAGAAAAUGAUGCAUCCUGUUGCCAGCAGUAAUCCGGCUUUCUGUGGGCCUGGCAAGCCUUCCUGUCUCAAUGAAGAUGCCAUGAGAGCUGCUGAUCAGUUUGACAUAUAUUCCUCCCAGCAAAGCAAAUAUAGCCACACAGUCAGCCAUAAACCAAUGGCUUGUCAGAGGCAAGACCCAUUAAAUGAAACCCACUUGCAGACUACAAGUGGCAGAAGCAUAGAGAUAAAAGAUGAACUAAAGAAAAAGAAAAAUCUCAACCGAUCUGGUAAGCGUGGCCGGCCUUCGGGAACCACCAAAUCAGCAGGAUACCGGACCAGCACAGGCAGACCUCUGGGAACCACCAAAGCAGCUGGAUUUAAGACAAGUCCAGGGAGACCUUUGGGUACAACUAAAGCUGCGGGAUACAAAGUCAGCCCAGGGAGACCUCCAGGUAGCAUUAAAGCCCUGUCCCGUCUUGCUGAUCUUGGUUAUGGCUGUGGCACUGCUGCUUUUCCUUACCCGAUGAUGCAUGGCAGAGUAGUUCAUGGGGUAGAGGAAACCAGCAGCGAAGUCAAGCCACCCAGUGAGUGAAUGAGGCAGGAAAGGAGGCCAGGUUUAGAAGGAAAAUUGUGAAUAAUCCCAAAGCUUCUUGGUUUUAUUUUGACAUACAUGAUUUUAUGACCUGGGCUUUUGUCCAUACCUGUGAUUAAAUUUGUUUCCCAUUUUUUUUCCUGCCUUUUCUCAGAAACUGCCAUAUGCUGACAGAUGCACUCAGGGCAUGAGCAGUGGCACUGUAUUUGUACAUAGGUUUAAGUGUAACACCUAACAAAAUAAUUUUGGCUUUUUCUUGAGAGUUAUGGUUGUGUCUUACAUUUUAUUACUAUUUUGGGGCUAUUCUAAAUAGAUGCUUUAUGUACUAAACAACUGAAACUAUUUUAACCUAUUAGUUUGUGAAGUGAGCUACAAUAUAAUAAAAGACAAUAUCUAAGGUAUUUUUAACUGAUGGAACAAAGCAAACUGAUGAUUCAGGAUUACUUGAGGUAAUGGCUGUGAGUCAUUGUAACAUUUAUUUUCAUGAGGCAGGACACAGAUAUUUGUAUGCUUUGGAGUUUAUGUAGACUUCAGAUGUUAAAAAUCUUACUUUGAAUGUCCUAGGUUUAAGCAGCCUAUUUAUUGAUCUAUAUGGCAGUAAUUGAUUUAACCAUUAUUCCUAAAAGAAUUCUUUAGUGUUUGCCUUUCAGCAGUGAUAUGUUGUGUAUUUUUUAAUUGCCUAAGGGCAUAUGUACCAAACACUACAAACAAUUCGUAUUUACAAAAAAAAUGAAACUUUUUAAUUAAAAAACUGCACAUUACAAUUUUGCAAAUUUACAGCACUCUGAGAAUAGCACAUUUAAUAUAGAAAAAGAAACAUCCUUAAGGUCUGCAUGUAGCUAUAGUCACAUUUUGCCCUUCAUAUGCUUAGUUUUAAAGCAUUAGGCUUAAAAUGUUUAUUAAUGUUCAUUUAUUCUGAAUGUUUUUUAGUUUUUUCUGAGAAAUUGUCUCAUUGCCCUAACAGUUACUGUGGUUUCAGGUUUAUAUCUACCAAAGGACAUAAACUGAAUGGUAGACUGUAAAACUGGUAUAAACAAAAUCUACAGUUUUCUGACUGUCAGAACCCAAAUAUUAAGAAAUAUACAGGAAUCUAUCUAUUCAUGAAACAUGUAAAAAAUAUGUUACUUAGUUUAAUUAAAAAUCUAAUUGUGGCUCCAGUGAGACCACUUCAUCCAAAAGAAAAUUUUUUCUAACAGUGUUUGCUUUAGAAGCAAAAUAGAAAAGAAAAAAGUAGUAUUGGCUAGAUAUGUAUUGUAGGGACAGAAGGAAAUCUUUCUUCCUCCCUUUCUGAAAGUAAUAUUCUUUGUUAAUACACAUUUUAUUUAUUCUGAGUUUGUUCUAAAUAAAAUAAACUUUGGAUUUGAAAAAAUUUCCAUUGAACUUUAAAGUUAUAAUGUAUGUAUUUGCAAUUUUAAAUGCCUUUGAGAUUAUAAUGUAGAUUUGCAGGACCCCAAAAUUUUAAAAAUAAUUACAAGUUUAAAAGGGCACAUAUUUUAUUGUUGGGCUUGCUCUCAGUUAAUGCAAACUCUGAUUGCAAAUGGAUGUCAUGUUUCAUACUUUUCAUCAGGAAAAAAGCAGCAAGCCUUCAGAUGUUCCAGUGAUGCCUGACACAAUGAGCUGGACUUUAUGCAGCUCUUUACAGUAAGAGGUGUUGCAUUGUAUGUGGGGACUGUGUGUGCACUGGCAUCUAAGACAGUGACCUCAACAAUUUUAGCUUUGCACAAACCAUAGAAAACAAUGUACGAUGACUACAUAAUCAGUUGUAACAUGCUGGCAGCUGAAUUGCUAUGAGUUUCUUCUUGCAGAAGCUUAAAAUUUUAAACUUGUAAUAAUUUACUCAGAACAGUAUAACUUCUGACAUACACAAAUACUUACAUCUUUAUUCAUACAUUCAUCUUUUUACUUUGUUAUGUAUCUGUCAUUUAACUGUUUCUCAAGAUGAUGUUUAGCAGUUAGAUGCUUAGAAAUCCUUUUGAGUUCCUGAAAACAAUUGUUUAAUUAAAUGUUUUACCAUAGAAUAAUAUAUAUACCACUGUCAAAGUUUUGGUUGCAUAUUGUGUUUUAUACUACCAUAUUUCUUUUUCAGUUUAUUUUCAUUCCUUGUUGCCCUUUCUUCAUGCCCUUUCUUCUAUUCAUUCCCCUCCCCAUUUCCUCAUCCUUCAGCACAUCUACUCAGUGGUGCUGUGCUGUGUGUCAGAAGAUAAAGCAGGUGUGUUAUUGUAUAAUGAAUUUUGUAUACAUGUUAAUGAAAUGGUAAAAUCAAUUAAAGGAAGUAUGUUCAUAACAGUGUUUAUUAAUAUCAGGAGCUGUGUCCCAGGAAAAAAAGGGGGCAAAUGGCUACAGUUGUGAAUGGAUAACAUUGUUAAGAAAGCUGAAUUUUCUGUUCAUGUGAGCAGUUACCUGGAGUAUUAGAUCUGUGUGCUGGUGAACAUCUCCUGAUUCCACUUACUUUUCUUCUUGUGAACAGUUCAUUGGUGCCAUGCUGAAGAGAAAGACAUCUAAGUGAUAAAAUGAAUGAAGUCUUAAAAUAUAAAAUAUUUUUACUUCUCUAUAAUCUAAAUACUCCACUGUACAUCUUUUGUAACACUGUCUCUUACCACAAACACUGAAAUAGCAUGUUAAACAGUUACCUAUACUUUAUAAUAUAAUUAGUUGGGGAAAACUGGCCUUUUCCUCCCGCUGUAUGAUUGUUCCUUGAAAGGUAAAUUGCUAAUUUUAUAUUGUGUAAUUAUGUUCUUCACAAAAUAGGUUUCAGUAUUCUCUGUUAAAACUGUUGGUCAGAAAAUGAUCUGCUAUUCUGCUAUUCAAGUAAGUUUGCUUUACUUUAAAAAAAAAUUUUUUUAACAUGCCUUAUUUAUUAUUAUCAUAUUAACAAAUAAGGAGCUAAUACAGAUGAAAUUUUCAUUUUUGACAAAUAUAACCUAGGAUAACUAAUCUUUAGUAUGGGAUGAUUUUGAUACUAUCUUUGGAGUUUUGCACUGGAUAUUUAAAAAAACUGGCACAAUAUAUUAGAAGAAAAUAAGUGAUUAAUUUUUAGUAUUUGGGGACAUUUUUAAAAUCAGUAUUUCAAUUAGACUAAAAAAAUCUUUGUUACUUUUAUUUAUUUUAAAGGAAGCAUCUGUUAAAGUAAUAUUCAUCUCAAACUGAUUGAUGUUUGUGUGAAUUUACAUGUAUAUUUUCAUGAAAAAUAAAUAGAGUUCCUUGGGUUAAGGAGGAAAAAAAUUAUCUGGAUCCAUUUAUUAGGUUAAAAGUGAUCUAGCCAGGGUAAAAAAACAGUGUAUGAGCUAAAGAAAAAAGAAAACUAUAUUCUAAGAAGCUUUAAAAGAAUACUUCAGGGGAUAUUGACGAUAACUGCUAUUCUGUCAGUCAUUGUCUCUAUAUGCAGUAAAGUUUUAUGAUCCCUUUAUAGUAAAAUAAAAGAAUUCACAACAGUUGUUCAAAACGUUUUUUUCCCUUGGACAUAAAAUACUUCGAUGCUAUUAUGUUUUCAUUUUUAUUAUAGGUUAACUAUAUGCUAUUAAACUCUAGGAUGUAUCUAAAUCUUUCCUUUGCUUUUUCCCCCUCCUCUCCCUAAGUAGAUAAAUCAGUGCUCUCACAUAUAAUGUAUUUAACUUUUGAAAAAUUUAAUGCUAUAGUAAAUCAAGUGUGUGAUUUAUAGUAAUCAGACCACUUUGAUUCUUUAAGUUUUACAGUUUCCUUUUUCUACAGAUAAUUACAGAGAAAAUAAUUACCAAGUAACUGAAUAAGAACUUGUCCUCUGCUGUAAAAAGUCUGAAUAGAUACUGUGUAUGUUUUUAUGUCCAUGAACUUGAGCUACUCAUGUGCAAUUAUGUGUAUGGGAAUGGAGUAGUGUUCAUGAUUUGUAUCUACAUCAUCAUAUGGAUGUAUAUUUAUUAAUAAAGUAAUUACUUUAAAAGCAA